Messenger RNA from Cheilinus undulatus (humphead wrasse), 2519 nucleotides. RefSeq names its product protein kinase, cAMP-dependent, regulatory, type I, beta (gene prkar1b). Gene Ontology annotation, cellular component: cAMP-dependent protein kinase complex. Gene Ontology annotation, biological process: regulation of protein phosphorylation. The transcript is spliced from 11 exons. The coding region runs from base 139 to 1281 and encodes 380 amino acids. Gene Ontology annotation, molecular function: cAMP-dependent protein kinase regulator activity. The record is from RefSeq and is a predicted model, not a curated record. NCBI's taxonomy places the organism in Eukaryota, Metazoa, Chordata, Actinopteri, Labriformes, Labridae.
CGCAGAGCGAGCCGAGAUAGCAGAGAGGCAGAGCAGCAGCAGCAUCCCAUCUAACGAACGACUCCUCACCAACCUCCCACCACCAGCGAGGUGUUUUCUCUCUGAGCAUCCUCCAAAAAUAACGAGAUAAAAGAUAAGAUGGCCACCUCCUCCUCCACUCUGGAAGAAGAUGAGAGUUUGAAAGGCUGUGAAAUUUUUGUGCAGAAGCACAACAUCCAGCAGAUCCUCAAAGAGUGCAUUGUGAACCUCUGCAUCGCAAAGCCUGAGCGUCCUAUGAAGUUCCUGCGGGAGCAUUUUGAAAAACUGGAAAAGGAAGAAUGCAAGCAGAUCAUGGCUCGCCAGAAAUCUAACAGUCAAUCAGACUCGCAUGAUGAUGAGGUUUCUCCCCCGCCACCCAACCCUGUCGUCAAGGCCAGGCGCCGCAGGGGAGGGGUCAGCGCCGAGGUCUACACUGAAGAGGAUGCUGUCAGCUACGUACGCAAGGUGAUCCCAAAGGACUACAAGACCAUGACUGCCUUGGCGAAGGCCAUCUCCAAGAAUGUGCUGUUUGCUCACCUGGAUGACAAUGAGAGAAGUGACAUAUUUGAUGCCAUGUUUCCAGUCACACACAUUGCAGGAGAAACUGUCAUCCAGCAAGGCGAUGAAGGAGACAACUUCUAUGUGAUUGACCAAGGUGAAGUGGAUGUGUACGUGAACGGGGAGUGGGUGACCAGUAUCGGAGAGGGUGGCAGUUUUGGAGAGCUGGCUCUUAUCUAUGGGACUCCCAGAGCUGCGACUGUCAAGGCCAAGACUGACCUGAAGCUGUGGGGCAUCGACAGGGACAGCUACCGCCGCAUCCUCAUGGGCAGCACACUGAGGAAGAGGAAGAUGUAUGAAGAGUUCCUCAGCAAAGUCUCCAUCCUUGAGUCUUUGGAUAAGUGGGAGCGUCUGACUGUGGCUGAUGCCUUGGAGCCUGUUCAGUUUGAGGAUGGAGAGAAGAUAGUGGUGCAAGGAGAGCCUGGUGAUGAUUUCUUCAUCAUAACGGAGGGAAUAGCCUCUGUUCUGCAGCGCAGGUCUGACAAUGAGGAGUACGUGGAAGUUGGACGUCUUGGACCCUCUGACUACUUUGGUGAAAUCGCUCUGCUGUUGAACCGUCCCAGGGCAGCCACUGUAGUCGCCCGUGGUCCACUCAAGUGUGUGAAGCUCGACAGGCCCCGCUUUGAGCGUGUGCUGGGACCCUGCUCAGAAAUACUGAAGAGGAACAUCCAGAGAUACAACAGCUUCAUAUCCCUCACUGUGUGACACGUCGGCCCCUCUCCGGGCCCCCACCAGCAGGGGUGGGCAGCAUCAGCAUCAGAGUUUUGGUCCAUGGGUGGGAUAGAGGUGAGGAUGCGGGGUAACAGAUGUGGGUUUUACAUCUGCGAUGACAGGGCGCUCAUUUCCUGCCCUUUUUCCAUUUUGCGCAUUUCUUUCUUUUCUUUGAUCUUGUGCACUUUGACUUGACCUGUGCUGUCACGUAGCUUUAUGUCAAAAACAACAUGCAGGAGUGUAAAAAUGAGAGCGAGGGCUGCGAUCAUUCAGCUGUAAAUCAGUCAUAAAUACAGUGUCUACUGUAUAUGAUGCAUGCUCCUAGAAUGUCAAAGAAUGGCGUUUGCACUUUCAUGUAUGUAUGAAGGGAUGAAUUCAGGAAAUGAGGAAGUAAAGACAUGUUUACGUACAGCAGGAGAAAGUGAGAACACAUUUCUUUGCUCGCUGGCAGAGGUUUGCCUUUUUUUCACUUCUGGCUGUGCGUGGUGCCAUUUUGAGGAUGAAUCAGACCUGCACUACACAUAUCUGUGUUUCCUAAAGCGUAGAUGUGAAGAUGUGACUAAGUUCCUGGCUGCUUCAUUCAUUUUUGUGCUUUUAAUUGUGCUUUAACUGUCGGAGGCGCUUAGAAGAGAUUUUAUGUGGCGUGUUCAAGCCAAAUUAACUGACGAAUUUCUUUAUUGUUUUCCUCAAGAAACCCUCUUUGUCCCGAUAUUUCUUGCAGCGGUUAAGUCUGAUCUGUGAGCCGUGGUAUUCCAAAGGUGCAGUAGUGUUAUCAGUCCACACACAUGCAAACAGAGUCUGAAACACACUGACAUAAAACACACAACAAUACUGUAUGUGCUUUCACUGUCUCAGGACUAUGUGAAUCCUCAACACACACUGACACACAACUAUUACCUAAAGCUUUUUGAAGCUGAUUUUCUUCUAUGUUGAAUAACUAGAUGAAAGCUUUUGCACCACUCUUGAGUUUAUAACGUUGGGUCAGGAAAAGGUUUGAUUUUAAGACUUAUAUUAUUGAUAGAUACUAAAAGAAAGAAGUAGAAAAUAUACUUGUGUUGUUUUCUUUUGAUCUACUGUAAACAGUAAAAGUUGCACAAAUGACCCAGCAAAAGAUGUUGUAUAAAAGGGGAAGAAAAUAAUCUUUCUGUAUUCUCUUUCUCUCUAUAUAUAUCUUUCUUUCAACUAUCAAACCAUCUUGAGCAAAUAAAGAUAAGCUUCUGAAAUCCUUUUCA